Molecule: messenger RNA, 772 nt
Organism: Biomphalaria glabrata
Lineage: Eukaryota; Metazoa; Mollusca; Gastropoda; Planorbidae
Exons: 3
Coding region: 56-772 (238 amino acids)
Source: RefSeq, a predicted model, not a curated record
UAAGAUAGUUAAGACUAAAUACCAUGUUAUUAGGAUUAUAUGUUUGUUAGGAAACAUGUUCAGCGCGAGUCUUAUCUUAAUACACGCUUUUGUUUUGAAGACAAUAGAAGCAGGAACACUAUCUCAAAGCGUAUUUCAACUUUCCAACAAUGCCGUUGGCUCAACAGCUCUAGGUGCUCCCUGGCAGGACAGAUCGCGAGUAUCCUGCAUCGUCACCUGCAUGGAAACCUACGCCAACUGUAACAGUGUACGCUUUAAUCCAACUACCGGCGUGUGCACCCCGGGGUCAACCACUUCUUACACCGCUCCACCAGCCAGCGCCGACGAUGGUGAACUGUAUCUGAAAUUAGAAAAUCCUUCGACUGACGCAACCUGUGACAGUGGGAAGAAUAUAAGUUUUCAGAAAUACGGAAGCGAAUCCAGUUGCAUAGGUCUAUAUAAGACACAUGUCUCGUUCACGGAUUACACACAAAACUGUGCGGCGAUCGGUCUCAAGACUGUGCAAGUCUCAACCGCUGACAAGUUGAAGAUUCUUCAAAACAUUUCCAACGGAACAGAUUUCUGGAUUGGCUGCUACAGUUCCGGAGACGCCAGCUACUUUUGGUUCGAUAGUGGCCAGUCAUUGACCAGCCUCGAGGCCAACACAAUAUUCCCUGCAGGGGAAAUGAACAAGACAUUCGCCGGAGGCAAUUGUUGUCAGUAUUGCCCGCACAACAAUACUGCUUCUAUUGUUGACUGUAGCAGGAAAGCUCCAUAUUCUUGCGAAAUGUAA